AUGAAAAAUAUCAGUAAACUUAAUAACUUUUUAAAUGAAUUUCAAGAAACGAUUUUAUACGAUCAUCCCUCCAUACCAUACGCAUAUUGCUCAAUAUUAAUGAUGAACCAAACAACAAAUUGGAUUGAUUAUGAUACAACAGAAGAAUAUACAUUUCCUAUAGCCUUUCCAAAUAUACAAAUAACUCAUCAAUAUCCACCAAUCCUAUCUCUAAUACCAAAAGAAAUAAAUGCUAUUCCUAUAAUAUAUCGAAAAAACUUAUUACCAAUACAUAUGAAUUGUACAUUAGGUCUAAUUAGAGCCUUUUUAAAUCAAGAACAAGAAGAUUCUCCUAACUGGUUCCAACCAACAUUAAUACCCGCAAGUCAGUGGCUAAAAGAAAAUAAUUCUAUAUUUAAAGAAUAUAAUCAUUUAUCAUCUUUUGAAUCACCAAUACAAAAUAUAACAAAUCAACCAUAUCCAAUAGCUAGAUUAACUAAUAUAUCUUCUUGGUUAACACAAAACCAACCUCCUUCAUUAAUCGUACCAAAUGAGAACUUUUCUACUGAAAUAUAUAAUGAAAAUUACAAAUACAAACACUUAAUAGCAG
Molecule: messenger RNA, 589 nt
Organism: Funneliformis mosseae
Lineage: Eukaryota; Fungi; Glomeromycota; Glomeromycetes; Glomerales; Glomeraceae
Source: the annotation of a GenBank genome assembly